GGGACGUGCCAUAGGAUAGGAUGGAUACUACAUGGAAAACAAUGCUAUAGAAUUGGGACAGGCCUUACUACUUGGUUUAAAGCCAAAAAAGAAUGCGAGAUAUCUGGUGGCGAUCUGUUGAACAUAAAAGUAAAGAGGAGAAUGAUUUCAUUGUAAAUCAUUUCAAGAAAAUUAUGCAAAGACCUUUCUGGAUUGGAAUACAUGACACUCAAGAGGAAAACAACUGGCAGUGGGGCUCAUCCAACUUGAAUAAAAGACCUGGUGAUUUCUUUAACUGGGCACCUAAUGAGCCAAGCAAUGCUUACAACAACGAGGAUUGUGGCACUAUACAUGUUAACGGCCAAUGGAAUGACCGUACUUGUUCGGAUUUAUUACCUUUUAUCUGUGAAGCAGAUCCACAAAUUGAUUGACAUGGUUCACAUAUAUUCGCUGCUUUGACAUUUUUAUCAACAUUUAAACAACAUAUUGUACAUUAUAGU
Molecule: messenger RNA, 479 nt
Organism: Ruditapes philippinarum (Manila clam)
Lineage: Eukaryota; Metazoa; Mollusca; Bivalvia; Venerida; Veneridae
Product: lactose-binding lectin l-2-like
Exons: 3
Coding region: 93-410 (105 amino acids)
Molecular function (GO): signaling receptor activity
Source: RefSeq, a predicted model, not a curated record